This is a messenger RNA of Gossypium arboreum, 1890 nucleotides long. Its product is annotated as protein BTR1. Gene Ontology annotation, molecular function: mRNA binding. NCBI's taxonomy places the organism in Eukaryota, Viridiplantae, Streptophyta, Magnoliopsida, Malvales, Malvaceae. Gene Ontology annotation, biological process: regulation of gene expression. The record is from RefSeq and is a predicted model, not a curated record. The transcript has 11 exons. Bases 544 to 1470 code for a protein of 308 amino acids. Gene Ontology annotation, cellular component: cytoplasm; cytosol.
AGUUUCAGGCUGGCCGGGUAGCUCGGGACAUGCACAACUCUAGGAUGAUCCAACCUUAAAUAUGGGAAGGAAGGAUGAUGACAGGUUAGCCGAAAUGGGUAGCGUGGUCGCAACCUUGUGGGCCGCCACUUCUCUUCACGUUCACCCAUCCUAAUUUAUUAUUUAUUUAAUUAAAACUCGGACGGGCCACGAACCUAAGCCAGCGAGGCGCGAGCCAUGUAUAGAUAACGAAAAAAAAUCAGAACGCUUGAGCUCAGACCGAAGAAGAAGAAGAAAGCUGCGAACUGAAAGAAAAAAAAAACUAAAUUAGAAAGCUAAUUUGAAGAGGAGACGAGAAGAGAAAAAUGGAGUCGACGGAGUCGUCUUAUAUGUCAUCACCAGAGGCUGCGAGGAAGAGAUCUCCGCCGCCACCUAAAUCGCCGACUUCUGGAACUGUGAAAGCUGAACUGACUAUGAGGUCAAUGGUGGUAUGAGGUGCGAGGAGCUGCAAGUGGGAAUUGAUUUCUUUGACUUUGGGUGCAUUUUCAUGGACUUUGAAGCGAGAUGCUUGAGAAUGCAGAGAAGCCUACAUAUGUCAGGUUUCUUGUCUCCAAUGCUGCGGCUGGUUCAGUAAUUGGAAAGGGUGGUUCAACAAUUACCGAAUUUCAGUCAAAAUCAGGAGCUCGAAUCCAGUUGUCACGCAAUCAUGAAUUUUUCCCGGGAACAUCAGACAGGAUCAUUAUGGUCUCUGGAGCAAUUGAUGAUAUACUCAAAGCUGUGGAACUUAUCCUUGCAAAAUUAUUGGAUGAGCUUAAUAUCAAAGAUAAUGAUGAUGUUGAACCUAGAACAAAAGUGAGGCUAAUUGUUUCCAAUAGCUCUUGUGGCAGCAUAAUUGGGAAAGGAGGGGCUACCAUAAAGUCAUUUAUUGAAGGCUCCCAAGCUGGCAUUAAGAUAUCUCCACAGGAUAAUAAUUUUUAUGGCUUGAAUGAUAGGCUAGUAACAGUUACUGGCACUCUAGAUGAGCAGUUGCGAGCAAUUGAUUUGAUUCUUUCCAAGCUUUGUGAAGACUCUUAUUACUCACAAGCUAUGCAUGCCCCAUUUUCAUAUGCAGGUAUUUUCUUCUCUGGUUUUCAUGGUAUUCCAUAUGCAUAUAUGCUUCCUUCUGUUGCUACAGCGACUUACAAUUCAAUGAGCUAUGCACCAAAUGGGGCUGGAGUGAAGUUUCCGAAUCACAAGGAGGAUCAUAGCAACUCUAUCACGAUUGGUGUUUCUGAUGAGCAUAUAGGACUGGUUCUUGGUCGUGGUGGAAGGAAUAUCAUGGAAAUCAGUCAGGUAAGCGGUGCCAGGAUAAAAAUAUCGGAUAGGGGUGAUUUCAUGUCUGGAACAAAUGACAGGAAAGUCACAAUCAUGGGAUCACAGAGAGCAAUUCAUCAAGCAGAGUCCAUGAUACUGCAGAAGGUAGCAAACGUCAGUGAGAGGGUGAUGGAUUAGUUUUCCGGUUAUCAAUAGAUUCAAAACCAUUCUUGUGAGUUUUUUCAUGGAGUGGCUUAUGACUUCUUCACAUAGUUCAACUCAAAACAUAUCUACAUUCAUUGGCAUCAAUGAGUUAAUUGAGAAAGCUAUAAGUGCAUGAAGAUAGCAGCAAGAAGGGCAAAUUUUUAUUCAGUACAGCUUUUGUUAGGUAUUCUUCGGAACAGAUAGACUAAUUUUAUUGAUUUAAAAAAAAAAAAAAAAAAGGAAACAGAUUUUAGAAUAGGCUAUCAUUUGCAUAACUGAAUACAAAUUAGCAUAAUUUUCAUUUGGUUAUAUAAUUGUAACGGCUAGCUGUUGUUUACUUUUAUUGAAUAUUUGAACUAUACAUCUUGAGAGGAUACUCUUCUUGACAUUGAAUUUAUGCAGCAUUUCAAAACA